Erinaceus europaeus (western European hedgehog) is the source of this 1122-nucleotide messenger RNA. It is a transcript of the gene CD38, whose product is annotated as CD38 molecule. The coding region runs from base 31 to 900 and encodes 289 amino acids. The record is from RefSeq and is a predicted model, not a curated record. Gene Ontology annotation, biological process: positive regulation of B cell proliferation. Gene Ontology annotation, cellular component: plasma membrane. Lineage: Eukaryota; Metazoa; Chordata; Mammalia; Eulipotyphla; Erinaceidae. The transcript is spliced from 8 exons. Gene Ontology annotation, molecular function: NAD+ nucleosidase activity; phosphorus-oxygen lyase activity.
UGUUGGGGGCCGGGCUCUCUCCUCCCACCCAUGGCGGACACAAGCUUCAGUCCGGUGCCCCAGCGUGAGGAGGACCCUGGCUACAGGGUCUCGCGGAGAAACAAGAUCUGGUUCGUCCUGGGCGUGGUGCUCUUGGUGCUGGUGGUCGGCGGCGUGGUGGUCUGGGUCGUCCUGCGGCACAUGAAGAGAAACAGCUGGCACGGGAGAGGCACCACUGCCAACUUCUCCUUGGUCCUGCAGAGCCGCUGCUCCUCUUACCGCCGAGACCCACAAACCGUGCCCGGUCCUGUAGACUGCACGAAGAUAGUUGAAGCAUUCGAGAAUGCAUUUAUUUUUAAAGACCCUUGUAAGAUUACAGAAGAAGACUAUGAACCUCUAUUGAAGUUGACCAAGCAGUCAAUACCUUGUGGCAAGGUUCUCCUCUGGAGCAAAACAAAAGCGAUGGCACACAGAUUCACACAGCAGAGGCAGGACCUGUUCACUCUGGAGGACGCAUUGCUGGGCUACUUGGCUGAUGGCCUCUCGUGGUGUGGAUUCCCCGAUUCCAAUGCAAUGAACUACCAAUCUUGUCCAACCCGAGGGGACUGCAAGGAAAACCCUGUUUCUGUAUUCUGGGAUGUGGCAUCUAAAACAUUUGCCCAAGGUGCCUGUGGAGUGGUCAACGUGUUGCUCAAUGGGACCCGCAGUAAUGCCUUUGACGAAAACAGCACAUUCGGGCGUGUGGAACUCCACACCUUGAAGGCUUCCGCACUCCACGUCUGGCUGCUCCAUGACCAAGAAGGGGAGCCCAGUGACACGUGUUCAGGCUCCUCCAUCGCUCACCUGGAAUCAAUUGCAAGUGGAAAAUCUAUGACCUUUAAUUGCCAGGAUAUCAAGAGUCUUGAUGAGAUGCGAGUGUGAAGAAUCCUGAACGUCACUCGGCAGAUCUGAGCUGAUGAGAGCACAUCGGCGUGGCUCUCCCACCCUCUGCACCUGCGGUCACAUGGAUGUCACAUGGAUGUGCCUGCCAGAAGACACUCUGUGCUGGAGAGCCAGAUUCGGAGCAUCUGCUCCACGAUGUCAUCAACAAAGAGGGAAACAUCCCCCCAUCCAAGUCUUCAAAUAAAUGGACUUUUUUUUGUC